This is a messenger RNA of Vigna angularis (adzuki bean), 2547 nucleotides long. Its product is annotated as phospholipid:diacylglycerol acyltransferase 1. Gene Ontology annotation, cellular component: cytoplasm. The record is from RefSeq and is a predicted model, not a curated record. Gene Ontology annotation, biological process: lipid metabolic process. The coding region runs from base 262 to 2256 and encodes 664 amino acids. Lineage: Eukaryota; Viridiplantae; Streptophyta; Magnoliopsida; Fabales; Fabaceae. The transcript is spliced from 7 exons.
CGCACACAGCCACAUAACAACUUAAACAACCACGACCCGGCACGACGGCCAAUCAGAUCCCUCCACGGCGCAUCGGCGAAUUUUCCUCUCCGAUCACCGGCGGUUAGGGUUCCGACGGGUAUCCGUCACAUAAUUGGAACCUUACACGUCGCUGCCACAGAAUCCGCCAGCUCAGGGCCUCUUCCUCCAUUAAUGAACAGCUUUCAUUUUCACACCAUUUAAAGCUUUUUUUCGCCUUUUGUUUUUCUACUCCUUUAUACGAUGUCGUAUAUACGACGGAGAAAGGCCCCUGCGAAUCCUGUGCGGAACGAGGAAGAAAAGGAGAAGGAGAAAAAGGUCAAGGCGAGGAGUAUCAAAGGAGAAAAGAUAAGGAAAUGGUCGUGCAUGGAUGGUUGUUGUUGGUUCAUUGGAAUGAUAUGUUCAAUUUGGUGGUUCUUACUGUUUUUGUACAAUGCAAUGCCGGCAUCGUUCCCUCAGUACGUGACGGAGGCGAUUACGGGGCCGUUGCCGGAUCCUCCCGGAGUGAAACUGAGUAAGGAGGGGUUGACGGCGGAGCACCCGGUGGUUUUCGUGCCGGGUAUUGUCACCGGUGGGUUGGAACUCUGGGAGGGUCGUCAGUGUGCGGAUGGUUUGUUCAGGAAGAGGUUGUGGGGUGGCACGUUUGGUGAAUUGUAUAAAAGACCGUUAUGCUGGGUUGAACACAUGUCACUAGAUAAUGAAACAGGACUAGACCGUCCAGGCAUUAGAGUUAGGCCAGUUUCUGGACUUGUAGCAGCUGAUUAUUUUGCACCUGGUUAUUUUGUUUGGGCUGUUCUAAUUGCUAAUUUAGCUCGCAUUGGGUAUGAGGAGAAGAACAUGUAUAUGGCUGCUUACGAUUGGAGAAUUUCAUUUCAGAAUACAGAGGUAAGGGAUCGAUCUUUGAGCAGGAUAAAAAGUAAUAUAGAACUCAUGGUGGCUACAAAUGGUGGUAAGAAGGUGGUUGUUAUUCCACAUUCAAUGGGUGUUUUGUACUUUUUGCAUUUUAUGAAAUGGGUUGAGGCACCAGCACCAAUGGGUGGAGGGGGUGGAUCAGAUUGGUGUGCCAAACAUAUUAAAGCAGUGAUGAACAUUGGGGGACCUUUUCUUGGUGUUCCAAAAUCUGUUGCGGGACUUUUCUCAAUAGAAGCCAGGGAUAUUGCAGUUGCCAGGACUUUCGCACCAGGUUUUUUGGAGAAGGAUGUUUUUGGUCUUCAAACUUUACAACAUCUAAUGCGGAUGACUCGAACAUGGGAUUCAACGAUGUCAAUGAUACCCAAAGGUGGGGAUACUAUAUGGGGUAGCCUUGACUGGUCACCUGAUGUGUCCUAUAACUGCAGUGUGAAGAAACGCAAGAACAAUGAUACUCACAAUGCUUUUCAAAAUGACAAAGAGAGUCUUGGGCUUAUGAAAAAUAAUAGUUAUGGAAGACUCAUAUCGUUUGGGAAAGAUAUAGCCGAGUUACACUCCUCCAAGCUUGAGAGGUUGGAUUUUAGGGGUGCUCUCAAGGGUAGGAAUCUUGCAAACACAUCUAACUGUGAUGUGUGGACAGGGUACCAUGAUAUGGGUGUUGAAGGAAUCAAAGCUGUUACGGAUUACAAAGCUUACACAGCUGAUUCAGUUUUGGAUCUGCUUCAUUUUGUCGCCCCCAAGAUGAUGAAACGCGGAGAUGCUCAUUUUUCUUAUGGAAUUGCUGAUGACUUGGAUGAUGAAAAAUACAAACAUUAUAAAUAUUGGUCUAACCCCUUGGAAACAACAUUACCAAAUGCUCCAGAUAUGGAGAUUUACUCUAUGUAUGGAGUUGGAAUCCCUACAGAAAGAGCAUAUGUCUACAAGUUAACUCCUCAAUCUGAAUGCUACAUUCCAUUUCAGAUUGACACCUCAGCAAAUGGUGGAAACGAGUACUCAUGUCUGAGGGAUGGGGUUUACAGUUCUGAUGGUGAUGAAACUGUUCCUGUUUUAAGUGCUGGUUUCAUGUGUGCCAAAGGUUGGCGGGGAAGGACACGCUUUAAUCCGUCAGGAAUUCGUACAUUCAUAAGGGAGUAUGAUCACGCCCCUCCGGCCAAUCUUCUAGAAGGUAGGGGAACUCAGAGUGGCGCUCAUGUCGACAUAUUGGGUAACUUUGCAUUGCUUGAAGAUAUUAUACGAGUAGCAGCUGGAGCCUCUGGGGAGGACUUAGGUGGCGAUAGAGUGCACUCCGAAAUUUUCAAAUGGUCUGAAAAGAUAAUUUUGGAUCUUUAGGUUCACGUGGUAACUGAUUCAUCCUCACAUCAAUACUUAGGUACUCGAUAGAAGGGGCUGUUAUGAGCUCUGGAGUUGGUAUAGCAGUGGCAGUAUGAACGGCAACUUGCUUACUGAGAUUUUAGCCAUAGAAUUUUGUCAGAUUGGGAGUGUUGAGUCUGUUUACAAUCCCCAUCCCCCAAAAAAAUAGUACCAACGUCUUAUUUUAGGUCCAUGAUUCAUGCUUGACUAGAAAUUUGUUAUUCCAUUCAUUGAUUUUAUUAUUGUCAAGUAUUAGUGUUAUUCUGCUCC